GUAGAUUCAGCACUGAUUAUCAUUAGCAAGAGGUUAGCAUUAGCAAGCUACCGCCCGUUGAUCAUUAAAAUUGGGGAGCAUUUUAUAAUUUAACUUGGCAAUAUUAUGUUUUAUUUCGUGCUUUGUGGAAGAAAUACAUGUCAAUGUCACGCCAGAUUUUCCCAACCUCAAUUAUUAAGCCACAAAACAUUAGCAAGCGCUAGCUAAUGUGGAAAUCUGAUUACGAUGCAAAUAUGAGUUCAGGAAAGUACCUUUCGGGAAAAAUGUAUUAUCGUUGUUACUGGCAUUAUAAAUCCUGCAUUUAAAACUCCAGAGGGGACUUCCACUAUCUCCUGAGGAGUAAAAAACUAAAUUUAUUGGAUUUUUACUAUUCAGUUAUGGAGGCCUAAACACCCACAAAAAGGGAUGUCCAGCAUGGGGGGAGGGAUUUGAGAGCAUAUUUUCCCUGGUCUGUGUGUCAUGCUUGAGGUAUUUGUUAUCAUUUUACAAAAACUCAUGAAGCCUUUUUUAGAGUUUGAAAGGUUCGACAUGUCUUUACUAAAUGUCCGAGGCAGUGAAGUGAUUACUGAUCCAGGUUGAUCAGUAUCAGUUUAAUUUCAAGAUGAUUAAUCUCAUGAUGUGUUUUAGUCACCCAAUUUAAAAAACAACUUCUUAAAUCAUCUUUAUUAUUAUUAUUAUUAAUUACUGCAUAGGUUGUGUUUUGUUAGCUGUUAUCCAGUUUGACUCUAACUCAGAGGAAAUGCCUCCGUUUAUGCAGUUAAGGGGUCCAGGUAAUGUGGAAGCAAGGAGUUAGGUGUUUGCAGAAUUGGCCAUGUCAGAGGGGCAAAGAUAUGUGCAUUGCAGUUUAAUGUUGGUGGUUACUGGACUUGCUACUUAUGUUUUCUCUGCACAAGAAUUUUUAAAUGUUGCACCAACAUAGGUUUCACUUUCCUUUUCACUGUAUCAAUCUGAGUUAAAAGCUUUUUAUCAAUUUGUGUACUUUCUAUAUCACUGAGUGUGAGAUUUGAGUAUGUUUGUGUGCGAGAAUGAGACCUUGGGUUUUCUCAAAUCCUUCCCCCUUCAAGGGACAUCCCUUUUUUUUUCCUAUAAUCACUAUUGUAAAACCUAUACAUGGAAACUCUUGUUCAGCUAAAAAACAACCAGUUUUUGAUGGGUCUGUGUCGCAAUGGACCUCCUCCUGACCUGCAGUAUGACAACUCAUCAGAGCUCUUCCGCAUCUCCACCUUUGCUCGUUUCCCAGCUUCAGUAGUCACAGAGCGAAGUUUGGCAAGGGCAGGCUGGUUCUACACUGGCGUAGGAGACCGUGUGCAAUGUUUCAGGUGUAACGUGACAGCUGAGGGUUGGCAGGCUGGGGACUGUCCAACAGAGAAACACAGGCAGCUCAGUCCUUCAUGUUCCUUCAUCCAAAGCCUCCCAUCCACCACCAACCUGCUCUCAUCCUCUCACUCUGCCUUCUCACCUCUCCGCAUUGCCCCAGCUAUACCACUUUCUGGUCCAGGCCCACCUGCUCCUAACCCCUCAGCAAGCCUAGGUGAAGAGGCAGCCAGCUACCUAAAUACAGCCUUCUCUGCUCCACCGCCAUCUAGCCCGCUGAGUUCUCGUGGUGUAGAGGAUAUGUCCCACCAGAGACCUACAUGCCACAACCCCAGCAUGCGCAGAGAGCAAGAGCGCCUGGACUCCUUCCACUCCUGGACACUAUCCAUCAUCACCCCAGCAGAGCUGGCCAAGGCAGGUUUCUACUAUCUGGGACAAGGUGACAGAGUGGCCUGCUUCAGUUGUGGAGGACAGCUGAGCAACUGGCAGCCUGGUGACAGAGCUGUAUCUGAGCACCAGAGGCAUUAUCCAAACUGCCGUUUUGUCCGGGGGGACCGAGCUGACAACGUGCCAUUGGCUGGUGCUGCUGCUACGGUAUCUUUAGCAGUAACUUCCCAGCUGUCGUCAGGAGCCCCUGCCCUCAGUAGUGUGUCCAAUCCAUCUAUGCAGCAGAGUGAUGAGAGGCUGCUCACCUUCGUCAACUGGCCGUCUCGUAUUCCUGUGCGUCCUGAACAGCUGGCGAAAGCUGGCUUCUACUAUGUAGGGAGAAAUGAUGAUGUCAAGUGUUUCUGUUGCGAUGGAGGCCUGCGAUGCUGGGAGUCUGGAGAUGAUCCAUGGGUGGAACAUGCAAAAUGGUUUCCUCGAUGUGAGUAUUUGCUUCAGGAGAAGGGACAAGAGUUUGUUCAUCAGAUCCAGGCUCGAUUCCCUCGGCUAUUUGAACAGCUUUUAACAAACGGAGACAGCAGCUCCAGAGAGUUUGUCGAUCCACCUGUGGUUCACCUGGGUCCAGGAGAGGAGCGCUCUGAGGAUGCUGUCAUGAUGAACACUCCCGUGAUUAAGUCUGCUUUAGAGAUGGGCUUUGAGCGCAGUCUAGUCAAGCAAACAGUCCAGAGUAAGAUCCUGACCAGUGGAGAGAACUACAGAACAGUCCAGGAGCUGGUUUCAGACCUACUGAGCGCUGAAGACCAGAAAAGGGAGGAAGAGCGAGAAAUGCUAGCAGAGGCAAUGGCUUCAGAUGGUUUCACAUUUGUGAAGAGGCACCAGGCAGCUUUGAUCCAGCGUCUGAAGAGUGUCGAGCCGGUGUUGGAGCAUUUGAGAGAGCAAAAUGUGUUGUCUGCUGAGGAGUACAGUGGUCUCAUGGCUCAGACGUCACCACAGCAGCAAACUGCCAGGCUGAUAGAGCUUGUCCUCACUAAAGGAAACGCUGCUGCAGAAGUCUUUCGCAACUGGAUCCAAAAAAACGAUGUCCACUUGCUCAGAGAUCUUAUGGCUCAAUCAAAUGAAGCUUCAUCACCAAGCCAAGAUCUUUCAGACCUCCCAAUGGAGGAGCAGCUGAGACGCCUGCAGGAGGAGCGUACCUGCAAGGUGUGUAUGGACAAAGAGGUCAACAUUGUCUUUAUCCCAUGUGGACACCUGGUGGUCUGCAAGGAGUGUGCUCCAUCGCUGCGAAAGUGCCCAAUCUGUAGAGGCCUGGUUAAAGGCACCGUUCGAACCUUCCUCUCAUAACCAGCUGGUUUAUGCUAGCCUUCUCAGACUAGUGUCACAGUGAUAUGAAUGAGUGUACUUGCUGUACUUCAUAUUCCUCAGAAGGAACUUUUUUUUUCUCAAUCUUAUGUGUAGCUUUUGAGGUUUGAGGUGUCAGUAGUGCGGCCAUUUUCUGUCCAUAUUACAAGUUUUUCUGCUUUUAAGGGGUAAGCUGAUAGGAAUUAAUAUAACUAACGUUGAGGGGAAAAAACAAAAUGCAAGGAGUGCUACUUGGGUAUAAAAAAUGUAGUAUUCCUCUGGUGCUCUUCAGUUCUGGGAUUCAUAAUCAUAAUUAAUGUAUAUAUCACAAGUAUAAAACAAAUAGUAGUAUUAGUUUAGUUUCUAAACCAGUCUGUAAUAGGCUUGUAAUAAAAUGACAGUGUUGCUCUCUAAAGAAAUUGUAUAAAUUUCCAUAUGAUUGUGAUGUUGGUCUUUGUUAUACAUAUAACUAAACACCUUCUGCAUUAAACAGAUUGAUUUUAAAACUUAUUUUCAAACAGGUGACACUGUUUGAAGUCUGCAGCUACAGCUCCAUGCACUAACUUAAGUUGAUUGGAAAGACUCCAUUAAAGCAUAAAACACAGUUAGAGGGAUCCAGUCCCAACUAAUCCUAAACUAAAAGAAAAUCAGUGCUAUUGCAUCAAUAUAAUAGAAGUGAAAUAAAACGGCACCAGUUUAUAUUUAUUAAAGGCCUGUCUCUUUCAACUACCGUAUAUACCAACAGAGGUUUUCAGACUUCAAUAUUCAGAUCCGUGUAGAAUCCAGGAAGGUGAUUGUAGUGAUGCUAUGAAACUUAGUUUUUUUUAUUAUUAUUUAUAUAUCCACAAUCCAGCCACUACUGUAUUUAUUUUACUUAUUUUGGCACUGAGAGUUCAUGCUUUCUUAACAAGUCAUUUGAGACUGUUUGACAUUGAUGACACCUGUACUGAAAACUUGCAUUGUAGUUAUGGGAUGAAUGUAAGAGUAAUAAACUUGGGUCUCUUGUG
Messenger RNA from Melanotaenia boesemani (Boeseman's rainbowfish), 4043 nucleotides. It is a transcript of the gene birc2, whose product is annotated as baculoviral IAP repeat containing 2. Gene Ontology annotation, molecular function: ubiquitin protein ligase activity; cysteine-type endopeptidase inhibitor activity involved in apoptotic process. Gene Ontology annotation, biological process: positive regulation of protein ubiquitination; negative regulation of apoptotic process; regulation of cell cycle. The record is from RefSeq and is a predicted model, not a curated record. Lineage: Eukaryota; Metazoa; Chordata; Actinopteri; Atheriniformes; Melanotaeniidae. Bases 1111 to 3039 code for a protein of 642 amino acids. The transcript has 13 exons. Gene Ontology annotation, cellular component: nucleus; cytoplasm.